Messenger RNA from Staurois parvus, 642 nucleotides. NCBI's taxonomy places the organism in Eukaryota, Metazoa, Chordata, Amphibia, Anura, Ranidae. The record is from the annotation of a GenBank genome assembly.
ACCUCCAUUCUUUACACUCCCCGGGAGGUGUCCCGCCACUCUACCGCCGCCGACUUGUGGGUGUCAUACCUGGGACGGGUGUAUGACCUCACCCCGCUGGCCGGCCAGUAUAAAGGUGACAUUUUGUUGAAGCCAAUAAUUGAAUCUGCUGGGAAGGAUAUCAGUCAUUGGUUCAAUCCCAAGACUGGUGAUAUCAAGACCUUCAUAGAUCCGCAAACUGGCUGCUUGAGAUACUGUACACCUCAGGGGCGUUUCCUCCAUAUAUCCCCUUCCUACCCCAGUUCUGAUUGGGACACAGACUUUGGACGCCCUUGGUGGCGGGAUCCAUCCUAUGAGAUCGGAAUCUUGUCUGCUAAAACCCGUACCGUACGUAUCAUUAAUACGCUGACAUCCCAGGAGCAUACCCUGGAGGGCUGUUCAGAGGAAACUAUAUGGGAGAUUCUGCGCCGCUAUUUGCCAUACAAUGCCCAUGCUGCCAGUUACACAUGGAAGUACUGCGGUGUUCCUCUGAACAUGGAUCUGACAUUAGAGGAAAACGGUGUGAAAGAUGAAGAUGAUGAAUUCGAGGAGCUGAAGAUAGAUUCAGACCUAUAUGCAGCCAGCAUACACUUAUACUUCAAUGAUGACUUGACUGAACUUUAA